Messenger RNA from Pseudogymnoascus destructans, 738 nucleotides. RefSeq names its product exosome non-catalytic core subunit rrp46 (gene RRP46). Gene Ontology annotation, biological process: U4 snRNA 3'-end processing; rRNA catabolic process; nuclear mRNA surveillance. Gene Ontology annotation, cellular component: cytoplasmic exosome (RNase complex); nuclear exosome (RNase complex); nucleolus. NCBI's taxonomy places the organism in Eukaryota, Fungi, Ascomycota, Leotiomycetes, Thelebolales, Thelebolaceae. The record is from RefSeq and is a predicted model, not a curated record. The coding region runs from base 1 to 738 and encodes 245 amino acids. The transcript is spliced from 2 exons.
AUGUCGUCUUCUCAAGAACCCAGCGCAAUCUUGUCGCAUCUCCAUAGCACAGAUGGUUCUGCGACAUUUUCACAGAACGGAUAUACGAUCAUAGGCGCUGUCAACGGCCCAAUCGAAGUUCAACGCCGCGACGAGCUUCCUGAAGAGGCUGCCAUCGAUGUCAUCGUACGGCCAGCAGCGGGAGUUGGAAGCACUCGUGAGCGGCAUCUAGAGUCAAUCAUCGAACGGACGUUGCGGCAAAUGGUAUUAAUCAGCAACUUUCCUCGGACGCUGAUUCAAGUUACUCUCCAAGUAACGAGCAUACCUCCAGACGAGACGGCGACUUCCAAAUCAAUCCAGACUUCUUCGACUCUACCUAUCUUACCCGCAUUGCUCCAAACGGCCAUCCUGGCUCUCCUCUCCGCCGCCAUCCCACUUUCCACCUCUUUGACAGCAACCUUCCUCGCCAUCUCUGAAAAAGGAAAGAUUCUUCAGAACCCCAGUCUUCUCGAAACCCAAACCGCACAGUCUAUACACGUAUUAGCUUUUACCUCGAAUGCCGAACCUCUUGUCAUCGAGAGCCAAGGUUCCUUUACGCCAGCUCAGUGGGACGAAGUCUGCAUCCAGGCAGAGAAGAUUUGCUGUGGCUCGACCGACCCAGAUGCCAUGGUUGACGAAGGCGAGAAAGGUGGAAUGAUGCAAUUUGUUCAGACUGUUGUCGAAGAGAAGGUCGACAAAGAUAUGGCAUGGAGGACGUGA